Molecule: messenger RNA, 2915 nt
Organism: Perca fluviatilis (European perch)
Lineage: Eukaryota; Metazoa; Chordata; Actinopteri; Perciformes; Percidae
Product: WD repeat-containing protein 47-like
Exons: 16
Coding region: 201-2795 (864 amino acids)
Molecular function (GO): protein binding
Source: RefSeq, a predicted model, not a curated record
GAGGGCAGAAGCAUAGGGCAGAAGGGACCUUUCUGCAGACGCUGACUGGGAUAUCCACGCAAAACGGCGCUUUCCUGUCCUCUUAUUCGUGGAUACUGAUACAUUUGGGAGACUGCAGACGGACUGGCGCGACUUUAAUGCGGCGUGUUGUUGGCGCAGACUGACAGCCAGCUGUACGCUGCCACCAUAGACCUGUAAUCAUGACGGCAGACGAGACGAUCAGCAUCAAGGAGGCAGAGGUGAUCAAGGUGAUGCUGGACUUCCUGAACUCCAGGAAGCUGCACAUCAGCAUGCUGGCCUUGGAGAAAGAGAGCGGAGUCAUUAAUGGCCUCUACUCUGACGACAUGCUCUUCCUCAGGCAGCUCAUUCUUGACGGCCAGUGGGAGGAGGUGAUGCAGUUCAUUCAACCUCUAGAAGGAAUGGAAAAGUUUGACAAGAAAAGGUUCCGCUACAUCAUCCUGAAGCAGAAGUUUCUGGAAGCUCUGUGUAUAAAUAAUGCCAUGUCUGCUGCUGAAGACCCUCAGAAUCUGGAGCUCUCCAUGCAAGCAGCAGUCAAGUGCCUCCACAGUCUGGAGGAGUUCUGUCCGACCAAGGAUGACUACAGCAAGCUGUGUCUCCUCCUCACCCUGCCACGCCUCACCCACCACGCAGAGUUCAAAGACUGGAACCCAAGCACGGCACGUGUCCACUGUUUCGAGGAAGCCUGUGCUAUGGUAGCUGAGUUUAUCCCCGCAGACAGGAAGCUGAGCGAGGCAGGCUUCAGGGCGAGCGGGAACCGCCUCUUCCAGCUGCUCAUCAAAGGGAUUCUUUACGAGUGCUGUGUUGAGUUCUGUCAGAGUAAAGCAACUGGUGAGGAGAUCACAGAGGGUGAGGUGUUGCUCGGUGUGGAUUUGCUUUGCGGUAAUGGCUGUGAUGAACUGGACUUGUCACUGCUCUCCUGGCUGCAGAACGUCUCUCCAGGUGCCUUUUCCUGCGCCUUCCAGCAAAAGACCCUCAACAUCCAUGUGGACCGUCUGGUGAAGCCCAGCAAGGCUGGCCACGCCGACCUCCUCACUCCAUUAAUCAACCGCCUGUCCCCCUGCCCUACCUCACCCUUUCGUCAGAGGCCUCAUUACCUACAGUUCUCUGGCUCCACCUGCUGGAUACAAGUAAGGUGCAACGUGAGAUCACUACGAUCUAUGAUCAAGUUCAAGGGUUUGUCAUAUUUUCCUGACUAUAGGAAGCAACCACAUGGGCUGGAUGGACCCAACACCACACGCACACCUCUGGCUCCUGGAAAAGAUGGUGGGCCACUCUGCAGCAUGGAAACAAAUGAGCGUCCUGACUCCACAGAGCACAUCCAGGAGUAUUACAGGCAGCGUCUCCGCGUGCAGCAGCAUCUGGAGCAGAAGCAGCAGCAGAGACAGCUCUACCAGCAGAUGCUGCUGGAGGGAGGGGUGAAGCCGCCAAACGGAGCCCAAAACAACCUCACGGAGACCUUCCUCAGUAGAUCCAUUCAGAAGUUGGAGGAGAUGAACGUGGGCAUUGGAGACGAGGUGAUGACACAGUGGAACGGGCUGACAGGGAACACCAGCACAUCCAGUCCCAGAACCACCAACACCCGCCACGACCCAGACAUCGGGUCGCCAAGGGCCAAGGCAGGUGCAGGAGUCAGCAGCACCCCGUUAGGGGCCGGAAGCCACGGCUUGCCUUCCCUCAGCGAGUCCCCAGUUCCUGCCAGUCAGAGUGCUGAGAGGAUCCGAGGGUCUUGUCCCACAGUCCAAGAUGAUUCUGGCUGCUCUGCGACACGUAACUCCCAAGAGCCGGGGAAGUCCAAAGCACAGUUUGUUAAAGUGAACCAGCUCGAGGACACACAGGCGGUGCGUGCAGUGGCCUUCCAUCCCUCUGGAGCGCUCUAUGCUGUCGGCUCCAACUCAAAAACCCUGAGAGUCUGUGGCUACCCAGAAACCCUGACCACCAGUGGUUCUGGUGCAGUCAAGCAGCCGGCGGUGCGCUUCAGGAGGAACAAACACCACAAGGGCUCAAUCUACUGUGUAGCCUGGAGCCACUGUGGACAACUGUUGGCUACUGGCUCCAACGAUAAAUAUGUCAAAGUCUUGCCUUUCAAUGCAGACAGCUGCAAUGCCACAGGCCCAGACCUGGAGUUCAGCAUGCAUGACGGUACCAUCAGGGACCUGGCCUUCAUGGAGGGCCCCGAGAGUGGAGGAUCCAUCUUGAUCAGUGCCGGGGCCGGAGACUGUAACAUCUACACAACAGACUGUCAGAGAGGACAAGGCCUUCACGCCCUGAGUGGACACACUGGUCACAUUCUGACUCUGUACACGUGGGGAGGGUGGAUGAUCGCCUCUGGCUCCCAGGAUAAGACCGUGCGGUUCUGGGACCUGCGGGUGCCAAGCUGCGUCCGGGUGGUGGGCACAACUCUGCACGGCUCAGGGAGCGCAGUUGCUUCGGUGGCCGUGGAUCCCAGCGGCCGCCUGCUGGCCACAGGUCAGGAGGACAGUACCUGCAUGUUGUAUGACAUCAGAGGAGGCCGCAUAGUCCAGACAUACCGGCCCCACGGCAGUGACAUCCGCUCGGUGCGCUUCUCACCUGGAGCCCAUCAUCUCCUCACCGGCUCUUACGACAACAAAAUCAUCAUCAGUGACCUGCAAGGUGACCUAACAAAGCCCCUCCCUCAGACGGUGGCAGGGGAGCACUGGGACAAGGUGAUCCAGUGUAGGUGGCACCCCCAUGACCGGACCUUCAUCUCCUCCUCUGCAGAUCGAACUGUCGUCCUCUGGGCACCAGGCCCCUGAACUAUUCACUGGAGAAACUCUGGUUAUCAGCAGCAGCAGGAAACACAAGAAGAACACAGUGGCCGCACAUCGUGUGUGUGUGUGUGUGUGUGUGUGUGUGUGUGUGUGUGUGUGUGUGUG